This is a messenger RNA of Lepisosteus oculatus (spotted gar), 908 nucleotides long. The record is from RefSeq and is a predicted model, not a curated record. NCBI's taxonomy places the organism in Eukaryota, Metazoa, Chordata, Actinopteri, Semionotiformes, Lepisosteidae.
GCACCCUCCAUGUACAAUGAGGUGAUUGAACCAGAACACCACAGGCUGACUGAAUGCUCAAUCUCCUUCUCCGGCUCUCAGGAAGGACGUCCCCCUCCCUGCGAGUCAACACUCCCAGCCCCACCCCCUGUGGGCAUGGGGGGAUGGCAGGCAAGACUGAGCAAGACCAACCCAAACUCGCCACUGUACCAGAGUCCAGGUGCCGAGAUCUCAGUUUGCACGAAGAUUCACCACAAAUGUCCCCCGAGCUCCGGCUCCGCGGCUCCAGAACCGGGCCAGGGAAACGGCACGGACAAAACCCGGCGGUCAGGCUCGGACUCAUUUUCAUUGUGCAAAUCCAGGCCCCACCAUCGCACCGAUCGAGCAAGGACAGGCCCCCGGUUGAGAAGAAACCCCGGGGUUUCGUAUUUUGACCUGCGAAACACCAUAGACGAUAAAAGGCAAGUUUCAAGGCGGAUGAAGCGCCGAAGACAGUCGGACGGUUCAGAUGCAUCCUGUAACUGGGCCAGUGAAGGGUUCAGCCGGGCGACUCAGAGCCGGCCGGGAACUCAAACCAGACGUGCGGGCCUCCGGCACAGCGAUAAGGACCCCUGUCCCCAGGGAGGGUCCUUCUCUUGUGAUGGUCUGUUGCUCCUAGGAGCAUAAGAAACACUGCAGAUGAGAGGAAGGGGUGGCCAGUCUACAGGAGCUUGUUGAUUGAUCCAAGGAUCUGCUCCUUCUGCCCUCUCAUGAGAGAAGACAGGGUUUCGGUUCGGACCGUGUCUGAUCCACUUGUUCCUCAAACGUAUGAGUACAGAAAAGCCUCCUGUUUGUUUGUUUUUAUCAGUUUUCACUGCACUUCGUGUGGAUGUUCCCCACUAAACCGCGAGCGUGUGCGCGCGUACACAGGUUAUGAAAUCAGCGCACAU